This is a messenger RNA of Fomitiporia mediterranea MF3/22, 486 nucleotides long. RefSeq lists its product as uncharacterized. NCBI's taxonomy places the organism in Eukaryota, Fungi, Basidiomycota, Agaricomycetes, Hymenochaetales, Hymenochaetaceae. The record is from RefSeq and is a predicted model, not a curated record. Bases 1 to 486 code for a protein of 161 amino acids. The transcript is spliced from 3 exons.
AUGCGUAUCACGAGCGGAGGUAAAAUAAAUUUAUGGGUGGACUUUGCUUUAAACUUCCUUCGUGUACGCAUUUAUCACUACAAUUCUCUGGUUUUACACACGAUGGCAGCCGAUCCUUCCCCAACUGGAGACUCUGUGGAGCCAGUGGAUACCACCGCGAAAGACUCCGGAGCCGCAAAAGCAGUCUCACAAUCUGUUCGCAACAUUCCACGUCUCAUAUCAGUCGUGGAGAUAAUCAAGCGGGAAUACUUCAAGACGCUACCUCCUGGACCUGAGAGCACUGGAUUACAUCAGUAUAAUCACCUUGGGUUCCUCGAAGAGCGCGAACUAAAUUCAGGCUACGAAGACGCGGACGAAGAAUCACGACAAAGAGGUAUCACAGCGGCUCUUAAAGGGCAUAACUUUCUCCGACAAGAAAAGACGCCAUACAUGAAAAUAACUUUAUGUGCAUCCACCUUGCCAGAGGUAGAGGAACAAACGACGUAG